AUGCCGGACGGCCUCGAGGACACCGGGACAGAGGUCUCGGAUGCCAUGUCAGAUAAUGACCACGAGUACGACGACGACACGCCCGUAAAAGACGACGACGACGAGAAAAUGGCAGAAUCUCACGAGAGCGGCGCCGAUACAAACGGCGAGGUCAAGAAGAAGUACGAUCCUAAGGAUCCUUCACGGCCGAGGAGAAAGAAGGCUCGCCGGGCGUGUUUCGCCUGUCAACGAGCCCAUCUGACUUGUGGAGAUGAACGGCCUUGUCAGCGAUGCAUCAAGCGUGGACUCGCAGACGCUUGCCAGGACGGCGUCCGCAAGAAGGCCAAGUAUCUUCAUGAUGCUCCGCCAGAGGCCCUCAGGCCCGUGCUGGGACCCAACUUCAAUCCAAACGCGGCCCCGACCCGUCCCAACGGCCAGCGGCAUCACAGUGGGACCUCAGAUACGGCUUCGACCGCCGGCAGCACCUACUUUAGUCAAAACUCGACGGCAUCCUUCCCCGUCUACUCUGGCCAACAAACGCCAGUCGGAAUCCCCGAGAGUCUUCCAUUCCAGGCGCAACCCUCACCGAUAUCGCCGUCUUUUCCGCAACCGGGCAACAACGCGCGGUCUAUUGGGGGCAUGAUAUCGCCGCAGGUCACCAGCGACCCCUUUAACACGUUAUUCGACCCAAGCAACCCGGCCAUCUUCAACUUUGAUCUGGAAGGGCUCAAUUUCGGUAGUCAGUACGGCGCCAUGGAGUUUGGCAUGCUCGGACAUAUGUCGUCGGGCGCGGCGGAAACCCCUCCGCGUGAUGGCUCCUUAUCCGGACCCAGUGGUGGUGAGGUCAACUUUGGAUCCACAAACGUCUUUGGCAAUGGCAACAACCAGUUUGGCCAAGUCUACGAUAGCGGUAUGAUCAACGAUUUCAUGGGUGUAGACCAGUCUUCCAACGGCAUGUACCAACAAGGCAACCUGCAACAUGGCCUCCCACAUGCCUACGCCAUUGCUGCUGGCCCAACAAGCCUACAUAGUCCAAGCACAGACAACACCGCCAGCCCGCAACCUACUAACUUUACCUUUGAAGGAUCACCAAGUGGGAAUUUUGGCGCUGUUGGAAACUCCCAGACCAUAACCGCCCCGACUCGCCCCAAAUCCAAGCCUGGCCCGGUCCAGAAGAGCGGACCGCACACCCUCCUGGGCAAGCGACAGCGCGACCCGUCGUCCAUCUACGAGACCGUCAAGGAGCCGUACCCAUACCUGGCCGGCUUCCAUGCCCUCAUUGACUAUCUGCCGAAACGCUUCUCCGCCAAUAUGACGUUACGCAUCGCCAAGGCGCUCGCCAGCAUCCGUCCGUCGUUUAUUGCCUGCACCAAGACACUCAGCCGACAGGACCUCGUUUUCAUGGAGAAGUGCUUUCAACGGACGUUAUUCGAGUACGAAGAGUUUAUGCACCACUGCUCCGCUCCGACCAUCGUCCUCCGCCGUACGGGCGAGAUUGCCGCCGUGAAUAAGGAGUUCAUUGCCCUGACCGGGUGGACCAAGGAUGUCCUCCUGGGCAACGAGCCGAACCUGAACGUUAACACGGGUGGGACGGGGUCGACGACCAACAGCGGUCGCAAUACGGGCCGCGCGGGCGUCUCAACGCCCAAGGCGUCCUCGGCGACGCUCGACCAGAUGAAAAACGAUAGCGGCUCGCGCAAACAGCCCGUUUUCAUCGCCGAGAUCCUCGACGACGACAGCGUCGUCGAGUUCUAUGACGAUUUUUCCCAUCUCGCGUUCGGCGACAGCCGCGGCAGCGUCAACCGCACCUGCCGGAUCCUCAAGUAUCGCACAAAGGAGCAGGCCGAUGCGGCGUCAUCGACGGACACGAUGCCGCAGCAGGACCCGCGCAAGAGCAUCCUCAGCAACCGCGUCACCCGCAUCGACGGCGAGCACGGCAUCUCCAGGAUCGAGAAGGACGGCAAGGUGGACUGCCGAUAUUGCUGGAUGAUUAAACGAGACGUAUUCGAUAUCCCCAUGUUGAUUGUGAUGAACGUGGGUGGCCCCUCCCUUUCUACGAUCCCUCGUCCAUCGGGAAGUCAGUCCUUUCCCCGCUAA
Molecule: messenger RNA, 2076 nt
Organism: Colletotrichum higginsianum IMI 349063
Lineage: Eukaryota; Fungi; Ascomycota; Sordariomycetes; Glomerellales; Glomerellaceae
Product: Transcription factor
Exons: 2
Coding region: 1-2076 (691 amino acids)
Biological process (GO): cellular response to starvation; regulation of DNA-templated transcription
Cellular component (GO): nucleus
Molecular function (GO): zinc ion binding; RNA polymerase II transcription regulatory region sequence-specific DNA binding; DNA-binding transcription factor activity, RNA polymerase II-specific
Source: RefSeq, a predicted model, not a curated record